Molecule: messenger RNA, 447 nt
Organism: Anneissia japonica
Lineage: Eukaryota; Metazoa; Echinodermata; Crinoidea; Comatulida; Comatulidae
Exons: 3
Coding region: 1-447 (148 amino acids)
Source: RefSeq, a predicted model, not a curated record
AUGUUGGCAAAAUUUGAUAGCCUGAAGAACCAUGUGCAAAACAUCCACACAGGGCACUCUGAACAUUUCAAGGAAUGUUUACAUGCACCCAUACAAGAGGAUGGCAGGAGAAAGAAAUGGCUAAAACCAGGGUCAAAGGCUUGUGAGAAGCUGUGUGACCUACUGGAGAACACUCGCUUGCGGAAGGACAUACAGAAGCUCAGCCCACAUGCACAAACAUCAGGAGUAGAGUCGUUCCAUGCAACAAUACUUCACUUCGCACCUAAAUUGCUUGGGUAUUCGUACAAUGGCAUGUUAAGCAGGGUAAUUUUGGCUGUAUUACAUUACAAUGAAAAUGCUGGACGGACAGCAGCGAAAGAUAUGGAUGGAAAUGAACGGUUCUCGUUCGAGUUUCCUAGAGUGUGGAUACACACUAAAGAAAGUCUUGACAGAUGCAACAUUUGGUGA